Messenger RNA from Arabidopsis thaliana (thale cress), 1310 nucleotides. Its product is annotated as Oligosaccharyltransferase complex/magnesium transporter family protein. Gene Ontology annotation, biological process: glycoprotein biosynthetic process. NCBI's taxonomy places the organism in Eukaryota, Viridiplantae, Streptophyta, Magnoliopsida, Brassicales, Brassicaceae. Gene Ontology annotation, cellular component: membrane; oligosaccharyltransferase complex. Bases 161 to 763 code for a protein of 200 amino acids. The record is from RefSeq and is marked reviewed. The transcript is spliced from 2 exons.
AACUUCUGGGGAUAAAAUCGAAAGAAGGAAAUUGAUAGACGUUUGUUUAUUCGUGUAAUGGAUAGCUUUAUCCUAGUUUCCAAACAAAGCCAAUUCUGAAACUCUUCCUGAUUCCGUCGAUAGGGUGAGAGAGGAAGAGAUCCAAGGAGGAUUCGAUAAAAUGGCUCCAAGAUCCGAUUCGCAAACCGGCUCCAGUGUAUCAGACGGUUCAGAUCAAUCCUCAAUGGAUCCAAUAUUCCACCUUCUCCGAAUCGUCCCAUUCUCAUUUCUCCGACCACCGCGCCUCCGUCUGAAGAUUCCAUCGUUCACGCUUCCUUCUCCGAUGACUGUAUACGCUCUAAUUCUCCUUACCUACUUUUUAGUAGUCUCCGGUUUCGUCUACGACGUAAUUGUCGAGCCUCCGGGUAUCGGAUCAACUCAGGAUCCGACUACUGGAACUAUUCGACCCGUUGUGUUUAUGUCGGGUCGGGUUAACGGGCAAUAUAUCAUUGAAGGUCUCUCUUCUGGAUUCAUGUUCGUUCUCGGUGGAAUUGGGAUUGUUAUGCUUGAUUUAGCGCUUGAUAAGAACAAAGCCAAGAGUGUUAAAGCUUCUUAUGCUGUUGCUGGUGUCUCCUCCAUUGUGAUCGCUUAUGUCAUGAGUUCUUGGAGAAAAGAGACGACGUGGAGAGAACAUUCCAGAAUACCUAGGCGAAGCAAGACUGUCGAUGGAGCGGUACUCAGGCAUGAUGAACCCUUCUCUCUCCUCUCUAUUCCAGCUUCUUGAUCCGCCAUUGAACGUCCCAUACUUCACCAAUUUACCGAAUCCCCAUGACUUCUUUUUGCUGGGACUCCUUGGUGAGCCACCAUUCAUCUUCUGUGUCAGAUACUCUCUCACCACCUGCAAAUUCUGCUCCAUCACCUCUAUGGGUGGCGACACAAGCGGGUUUCCUUCAACACUCAGCUUCCUUAACCGUCUCAUGCAGCCAAUGGACUCUGGCAAGACAGUGAUCUUGUUGUAGCUAACAUCGAGCUCAAUGAGGUUCAUUAAAAGGCCAAUGGAAGAUGGAAGAGCGGAAAGAUACUGGAAAUUCUGGCUGACAUUGAGGAUCUCGAGGUUGAUGAGAUUCUCGAGAUCAUCCGGUAGAAUCAUGAGGCAGUUGAGACGGGCGUCAAGGACACGGAGAGAUGUGAGGUGAGUAAUGGAGAUUGGAAGACUAAUUAGCUUGUUGGAGUUGAUAGAGAGCUUCCUUAGAUUGGUGAGUUCAAAACCAAUGGAGUCUGGUAAUCUGAUUAGUUUGUUGAAGUUUGCAUUUAGUUCUUCCAAUGACCUG